Funneliformis geosporum is the source of this 1095-nucleotide messenger RNA. Lineage: Eukaryota; Fungi; Glomeromycota; Glomeromycetes; Glomerales; Glomeraceae. The record is from the annotation of a GenBank genome assembly.
AUGGGACAAGGGAUAUCGAAAUUAAAAUUAAAAAGGAAAAAAAGUACAUUGAGUCAACUUUCAACGAAAUCUCGUCAAGGAUCAGAUACGGAUUUUAGUCUUCCUAUACAUGAAUGUACAAAAGCACGUUAUGAUAAUGCUAUAAGAGAUUUAUUUAAAUCGGAAUUUUCCGCUCCCGUUGAAGAAAUACUAACAUUGAAUGGAAAGAUAAUGGAGAUAGGGUAUGGAUCCUCAUCAUGGAUAAUUAACAUGGCCUACGAGUACCCGAAUUCAGAAUUCAUUGGGCUGUAUUUGAAACAAGAUCCAAUUAUCUCUCAAAAUAUGCCCAAAAAUUUAACGUUUAUAAGGGAUAAUUUAUGUUUAUCUUAUGAUGAUGAUGAAUUUGACUUUGUGAGAAUUGGAGAACUAAUAUACAGAUUAUCAGAAGUCGAAUUCGAAAUCAUUAUCAAUGAGAUGGUCAGAGUGACCAAACGGGGAGGUUGGAUAGAAAUCAGUGAACCUCGCUAUUUUCCGCCAAAACAUACAAAGCUUGAAAUAAUAUGUAAAUCUUUUACGGAAAUUAAUGAAUUACAAGGAAUCAACAUGAAUUUGUUUGAUAAAAUGCAAUUUAUGUUGCAUUCAACGAAUCAAUUACAAGAAAUUCAAGUUGAUAAUAAAGUACUAACUCUUGGGCCUAAAGGCGGCGAAUUAGGAAUUCGAUUUGUUGAAAUUUAUAUGACUUAUUAUAAAGAGAUUUAUGGUCAAGAUAUAGCCCUUCAUCUAGGCAUGCCUUAUGAAUAUGAAGAAUUUCAAUCCUUUUUGAAAGAUGUCGAAAAGGAAUUUUACACCUUAAAUGCUGAGAUAAGAUAUUAUAGGUUUUUUGUCACAAUGUCGCUUCUAACUCAACUUUCUCAUACCGCAUUUCGAUCUAUUCGACUUUCGUCAAAAUUACCACUACCUUCGUCAAUAUUGCUUAAUUCGUUUAAUUAUACUCGUGGAAUGAAAGUCAGGUCUUCGGUAAAAAGAUUUUGUGAUGGUUGUUUUACCGUGAAAAGACGUGGUAGAAUUUUUGUACUUUGUAAAAAGAAUAAGAAACAUAAGCAAAGACAAGGAUGA